CAAGCUGCCCACUCGACUCCUCUAGGUCUCCCUCUACUGGAGAGAAAUGUCGCAAGGUGACGCGCUUUGCGACCUCAACGCUCGCUUUCCGGCCGCUCCCCUCCCGCACUGUGCCCGGAGGCUGGUGGUGGCAGAAGCAGCUUCUGGAAUUUCUGAGCAGCCUUGAUCAGGAUAGAUGGACCCUGUAGUCUUGAGCUACAUGGACAGUCUUUUACGGCAAUCAGAUGUCUCACUAUUGGAUCCACCAAGCUGGCUCAAUGACCAUAUUAUUGGGUUUGCUUUUGAGUACUUUGCCAACAGUCAGUUUUAUGAUUGUUCUGACCACGUCUGCUUCAUCAGCCCUGAAGUCACCCAGUUCAUCAAGUGCACUUGCAACCCAGCAGAGUUGGCCGUGUUCCUUGAACCCCUGGACCUCCUGCACAAGAAAGUUGUAUUUUUAGCCAUCAAUGAUAAUUCUAGCCAGGCAGCUGGGGGAACCCAUUGGAGUUUAUUGGUUUAUCUUCAAGAAAAAAGUAGCUUUUUUCAUUAUGAUUCCCAUAGCAGGAGCAACUCAGUUCAUGCAAAGCAGGUAGCAGAGAAACUGGAGGCUUUCUUAGGCAGAAAAGGAGACAAAGUAGUCUUUGUUGAAGAGAAAGCUCCUGCUCAACAAAACAGCUAUGACUGUGGGAUGUAUGUGAUAUGUAAUGCUGAGAUCUUGUGUCAGAACUACUUCAAGCAACAACCAGAAUCAUUAUUACAGCUACUUACUCCUACAUACAUCACAAAGAAAAGAGGAGAAUGGAAAGAUCUCAUCGCCAGACUUGCUAAAAACUAGCUAUUGACAUAAUUGUUGACUUAUCAAGUCUCCUCUUUCUGCCUAUUCCAUUUAUUGGAUGACUGCAGUCACAGUGCCUGAGGGAAGAUGCCUGGUAGAGGGAAACUUAGUGUUCUGAGUUCUUCUUCACAGUAUCAAAUCCUGUGCUUUAUUCUAGUGGAAAGUUUCACCUUGACCCUAACUUGAGGAGCCACCAGGGCUAUGGCUCAGUGGUAGAGCACUUGCCUUGCAAGUGUGAGACCCUGAGUUUGAUCCUUGGCACCAUAAAAAUAAAAUAGCCCUAACUUAAAACAAUCUACUGGCUGUAAACUGCUCAAAAAUAUCCUACAGUUAUACACCAACCCCCCUUUUUUUAAUUACCUUAAAUAAUUCCCUUUUGGUCUUGCUUACACAAAUUGGCUUUCCAAAGGAAAACACAGUAACC
Molecule: messenger RNA, 1238 nt
Organism: Suncus etruscus (white-toothed pygmy shrew)
Lineage: Eukaryota; Metazoa; Chordata; Mammalia; Eulipotyphla; Soricidae
Gene: SENP8
Product: SUMO peptidase family member, NEDD8 specific
Exons: 2
Coding region: 176-814 (212 amino acids)
Biological process (GO): proteolysis
Molecular function (GO): cysteine-type peptidase activity; deNEDDylase activity
Source: RefSeq, a predicted model, not a curated record